AUGCUGUAUGGAUCUACUAGGAGCCAGAGGCACACAAGGGCAACUCUUCAGCUGCCUCCAAGCCAUCUCCUGCGCUCAUCCCUGCGCUCCGCUUGGUGUAGACGCGGCCAAGAGGAGCCUGCGCAGCGCCGCCAGCCCGGCGCAGAGCCGGCAGAGCUGCUGCUGAGCACAGUUAAUGUGUUCCAUCCCGGAGCUGUUUUGCAUACCGUUGAUCACAGGCUCCUUCUGCUCCGGGUCACACGCAGACCCCCUCCCCGAGCACACCCACCCACCCUUCCACGGGCGUUGGGUGUAGCAGGGCGCUCAGCGCUCCGCUCCGGCGACGAGCGGCGCUGCUGCGGAGUGACCUCUGCCAGCCUGAGCACACAGCAGCCUCCUUUGGACCCGCCAGCCAAUUACUGGCCUCUGCGGAGCACUUCGCUGCCAGACAAUCGAGUCACAAUAGGAUUAGGAAGCGUUGCAGGGAGACCACAAGGGAAAGCAAAUAGAGGCGUAACUGCAGUAUCACAGUAUCAGAGUUACCUUGACCAAGGAACACAGAUCUUCUUAAACAACAGCAUUGAGAAAUCAGGCUGGCUGUUUAUCCAGCUCUAUCGCUCUUUUGUGUCCUCAAUUUUCAGCCUCUUUAUGUCUAGAACAUCUAUCAAUGGACUGCUGGGAAGGGGCUCAAUGUUUGUGUUUUCCCCAGAACAAUUUCAAAGACUGCUUAAAAUUAACCCAGAAUGGAAAUCCCACAGACUUCUCGAUUUAGGGGCUGGGGAUGGAGAAGUCACUAAAGUCAUGAGUCCUCACUUUGAAGAAAUCUAUGCCACUGAAUUGUCUGAAACUAUGAUAUGGCAGCUUCAGAAGAAGAAAUACAGGGUGCUUGGUAUAAAUGAAUGGCAAAACAUAGGAUUUCAAUAUGAUGUUAUCAGCUGUUUGAAUUUGCUGGAUCGCUGUGAUCAACCACUGACUGUAUUAAAAGAUAUUAGAAGUGUACUGGAGCCAACUAGAGGCAGAGUCAUUCUAGCACUAGUUCUGCCAUUUCACCCCUAUGUGGAAAAUGUAGGUGGCAAGUGGGAAAAGCCCUCAGAAGUUUUGGAAAUCAAAGGGCACACUUGGGAAGAACAGGUGAAUAGCCUGCCAGAAGUUUUCAGUAAAGCUGGGUUUGCCAUAGAGGCUUUCACCAGACUGCCAUACCUAUGUGAAGGUGAUAUGUAUAAUGACUACUAUGUACUAGAUGAUGCUGUCUUCGUCCUCAAGCCAGUGUAAGUGUGUAUGAAGUACAUCUCCACAGUCUAACCCAAGAAGCAGCCUCUGAAAGAGGAGCUUGAUUUAUGGUUACUUAAAGGGUGGGAGUUUGGGAGUUGCCAUGCUUAAAUAAAUACCAUGUAAGAAAUUUAAAGGCCAAAACACUAAUGUAUUUCUUUGUAGUGUGAUUAGGAAAAGAAGGGUUGUUUUUUAAAUGGACUCUUAAGUUGAGAAUUUCUUUUUUACCAGCUCUUAAACCAACAACAGAUUCUCCAGUCUGGCAGUAAUGGGGGAUUUUUUUUAUGCUUACCUGCAACAGGGAUCAGAUGCAAACAAAAGCAAUAGUCCUAAUAAUGAUGAAGCUGAUACAGUGUGAACUGUUGUUAAAGACAUCAAAUGAAAUCUGGCAAUAAAGUUAUCCAUUCAGUUCAA
This is a messenger RNA of Pogoniulus pusillus (Red-fronted tinkerbird), 1662 nucleotides long. Its product is annotated as protein-L-histidine N-pros-methyltransferase-like. The coding region runs from base 1 to 1251 and encodes 416 amino acids. Lineage: Eukaryota; Metazoa; Chordata; Aves; Piciformes; Lybiidae. The record is from RefSeq and is a predicted model, not a curated record. The transcript is spliced from 3 exons. Gene Ontology annotation, molecular function: protein-L-histidine N-pros-methyltransferase activity.